Messenger RNA from Erythranthe guttata (spotted monkey flower), 1017 nucleotides. RefSeq names its product NAD(P)-binding Rossmann-fold superfamily protein. NCBI's taxonomy places the organism in Eukaryota, Viridiplantae, Streptophyta, Magnoliopsida, Lamiales, Phrymaceae. The record is from RefSeq and is a predicted model, not a curated record.
UAAAAAAUAAAAACAAGCCAAUGGCAAUGGCUACUAAUCUCUUCCACAGAAUCCCUCCUCUCUCUCAUUCCUUCUCUUUCACCACCACUACCAAUCCCCGCUGCACCUCUUUCCACCUCAAAGCAGCGUCAACUGUUAUGGAGGGAAGCGAGAUCGAGGAAGAAAAGGAAGGUUCUAGUGUGAGAAAGAAGAUAUUUGUUGCGGGGGCCACUGGGAGCACCGGGAAGAGGAUUGUGGAGCAGCUUCUGGCUAAGGGAUUUGCUGUUAAAGCUGGUGUUAGGGAUGUCGAUAAGGCUAAAUCCACCUUCCCUGGAAACAAUCCUCAUCUUCAAUUUGUGAAAGCAGAUGUGACAGAGGGUUCGACAAAAUUAGCUGAUGCGAUUAGCGAUGAUUCCGAUGCAGUAAUAUGUGCUACAGGUUUUCGGCCUUCGUGGGAUCUGUUAGCUCCAUGGAAGGUUGAUAAUUACGGCACAGUAAACCUUGUUGAAGCUUGCCGCAAGAAAAAUGUGAACAGAUUUAUUCUCGUAAGUUCAAUUCUAGUGAAUGGAGCUGCCAUGGGCCAGUUGUUAAAUCCUGCUUAUAUAUUUCUCAACGUAUUUGGGCUCACCUUAGUAGCAAAGCUUCAAGCAGAACAGUACAUUCGAAAAUCUGGUAUCGAUUAUACAAUUAUCAGGCCUGGGGGAUUAAAGAACGAUCCACCUAUGGGUAAUAUAGUCAUGGAGCCGGAGGAUACACUUUAUGCAGGUUCAAUAUCGAGAGAUCAGGUGGCGGAAGUUGCAGUUGAGGCACUGCUUCUUCCGGAAUCUUCCUACAAAGUUGUGGAGAUUGUUGCUCGGACCGAAGCUCCUAAGCGUUCGUUUGACGAGCUCUUUGGUACUAUCAAACAAAAGUGACUUUGGCGGCCAAUUCUCACUAUUGCAGAGUAUGAAUUUGAAUUUGGUAAAACUCAAAACACAGAAUUUGUAAUCCAGUUUGUAUUCUUUUAAGUUCUAAGUCUAGCCAUAUUGAAAAGAGAAA